AUGCUGAAAGAUCGAAGGGUGACGGUUCGGGAGCUCUGCGAAAUGAUCCCUGAUGUCAGCAAGACCUGCAUUGACACAAUUUUGACAGACCAUUUAGGAUAUGCCAAGGUUUGUGCAAGGUGGGUCCCGAGAAUGCUUACGGAAGACCACAAACGGCAACGUGUUGAAGCGGCCCGCGAAUUUCUUCAGGCCUACGAAACCGAUGGCGAGGAUUUCUUGGACUCUAUUGUCACUGGAGACGAGACCUGUCAGUGGAAACAUCCAGAGUCGCCGAAGCCGCGGAAGUUCAAACAAACACUGUCUGUCGGCAAAGCUAUGGCGAGCGUCUUUUGGAACAGGAAGGGGUUAUUGUUGUGCGAAUUCAUGCCUGCCGGUACAACAAACAAUGCGGACCGCUACUGUGUGACGCUGAAGAACCUUCGCCGCGCAAUUCAAAACAGAAAGAGAGGCAUGCUCACGAAGGGAGUGCGUUUUCAUCAGGACAACGCUCGUCCGUACAUCGCCCGUGUAACAACCGAUCUCAUCAACAAAUUUGGAUGGGAUACUGUCACACACCCGCCAUACAGCCCAGACAUAGCCCCAAGUGACUACCAUCUCUUCCCUGAAUUGAAGAAACACCUGGGUGGGACGCAUUUCAGAACCGGAGAGGAGCUAAAAGAAGAGGUUUUAAGGCAUAAAGAAGAUGGUACACCGCAUGCAAAAAUGUAUUGA
This is a messenger RNA of Habropoda laboriosa, 711 nucleotides long. Its product is annotated as histone-lysine N-methyltransferase SETMAR-like. The record is from RefSeq and is a predicted model, not a curated record. Bases 1 to 711 code for a protein of 236 amino acids. The transcript has a single exon. Gene Ontology annotation, molecular function: nucleic acid binding. Lineage: Eukaryota; Metazoa; Arthropoda; Insecta; Hymenoptera; Apidae.